Messenger RNA from Oncorhynchus masou masou (cherry salmon), 1689 nucleotides. RefSeq names its product UDP-N-acetyl-alpha-D-galactosamine:polypeptide N-acetylgalactosaminyltransferase 1 (gene galnt1). Gene Ontology annotation, molecular function: polypeptide N-acetylgalactosaminyltransferase activity. The record is from RefSeq and is a predicted model, not a curated record. Bases 31 to 840 code for a protein of 269 amino acids. The transcript has 6 exons. Gene Ontology annotation, biological process: protein O-linked glycosylation. Gene Ontology annotation, cellular component: Golgi apparatus. Lineage: Eukaryota; Metazoa; Chordata; Actinopteri; Salmoniformes; Salmonidae.
CCUCUCCCCUCUCUCUCCAGGACUCCUACCAUGGCCGGUGGGUUGUUUUCUAUAGACAGAGAUUAUUUCCAAGAGAUAGGGACGUAUGACGCAGGUAUGGACAUUUGGGGAGGAGAGAACCUGGAGAUCUCCUUUAGGAUCUGGCAGUGCGGGGGGACGUUGGAGAUCGUGACGUGUUCUCACGUGGGUCACGUGUUCCGGAAGGCCACGCCCUACACGUUUCCAGGGGGAACGGGUCAGAUCAUCAAUAAGAACAACAGACGCCUGGCCGAGGUCUGGAUGGACCAGUUCAAAAACUUCUUCUACAUCAUCUCCCCUGGUGUGACAAAGGUGGACUAUGGUGACAUCACGUCUCGCUCGUCUCUGAGACAGAAGCUGCAGUGUAAACCUUUCAGCUGGUACCUGGAGAACGUCUAUCCUGACUCCCAGAUACCACGACACUACUACUCACUGGGAGAGAUCCGUAACGUGGAGACUAACCAGUGUCUGGACAACAUGGCCCGGAAGGAGAACGAGAAAGUUGGCAUCUUCAACUGCCAUGGCAUGGGAGGAAACCAGGUGUUCAGCUACACGGCCAAUAAAGAGAUAAGGACAGAUGACCUGUGUCUAGACGUGUCCAAACUCAACGGUCCUGUCAUGAUGCUCAAGUGUCAUCACCUCAAAGGAAACCAGCUCUGGGAGUAUGACCCCAUGAAGUUGACCCUGAUCCACGUCAAUAGUAACCAGUGUCUGGACAAGGCCAGUGAGGAGGACAGCCAGGUGCCCAGCGUCAGAGACUGUACACACACUCGCUCUCAACAGUGGCUGCUGCGCAACGUCACGCUGCCUGAGAUCUUCUGACCGCCGCCUACCCACACACACACACACACACACACACACACACACACUGACGGAGAGAGAGAGAGAGAGUGAGAGGAGGGAAGAGGAGGAGGGCAGAAGGGACAGUCCACGCUGAAUGGGAUGAAGCAGGGCCCUUCUAUGGUGUCUGGGAGAGGGAACAUGUUUGGACUCAAUGGAGGAGAGACUCAUACUUUUAUGAAGAGAGACUGGUGAUGUUUUAAAGAGAGAGACCUGCUCCUGGAGAGACAUGUUAAAGAGAGAGAGAGACUCACAGAGAGAACUUCCAUGGACAAGGCAGUCUCCCCAACGCUGCAAACUCAUCACUUAUGUUUACCUGUGUGUGUGUGUGUGUGUGUGUGUGUGUGUGUGUGUGUGUGUGUGUGUGUGUGUGUGUGUGUGUGUGUGUGUGUGUGUGUGUGUGUGUGUGUGUGUGUGUGUGUGUGUGUGUGUGUGCGUGCGCGCGUGCGUGCGUGCGUGUGUGUGUGCAAAUGCGUUCUCAAGUAAAGGUGGUGGCUCAUUAGUGAAAACAUUUUUUUCAUUGAGUUUUGAUAUGAACUCUGUUGAACUCAUAUGAAGGAAGGGUGUGUGUGUGUGUGUUUUGAGCGAGCAUGUGUGUACAUGUGUUGGGAUAUGCCCUCCUGUUGCAGUAUUGUAUGACUGUGCAUGUAUGAGGACAGCCCCAUACAGCCGCACCUAGCAGUGUCUGUCUCCCUCUAGUGUUCCUCCCCUGAGUUGCAGCCUAAAGAGGGACUCAGAGAGAGGAGAUGGAGACAGAGAGGGAGGGGGAGGGGGGACUCAGAGAGAGGAGAUGGAGACAGAGAGGGAGGGGGGACACAGAGAGAGGAGAUG